AUGGCUGCAAAAGAGAAGAAUUUGUUGGCAUUGCGAAGACUCCAUCUGGUCAGGGAUUACAUUAAUCUAAUGAAGGCGGUCGAAUCUGGAAUGGAUCAAUAUCGCUUUUUGUUGUCCAAAACGAAGUAAGCUACAACUAUGUUUAAAUCAAAGUUUAGAUCUAUAAUUGGAGUGUCUGCUGCCAGUGCGUUAAGUAUCGAUUAUCGAGAAUUGGAGCCAACAAGAAAGUGGGGGCGACAGCCAUAAUAUCAAAAUUAAUAUUUAGGGUCGAGAGUAAUGGCCGAAUGUUCGAAAUGGUAAAUCAGAACGAAGCAUCAAACCGUCCGUUUGUCCCCUUCGGCGUUCUUGAACCAAUGCCUGUAAAACAAGCCAGAAAAACAAUUGAUAUUCUCCUUCCGAGAUUGGCCGAACUGGCCACAAUUCAGAACGAAAUCAAACAUAUCGAAGCACAACUUGCAAACUGA
This is a messenger RNA of Bursaphelenchus xylophilus (pine wood nematode), 464 nucleotides long. NCBI's taxonomy places the organism in Eukaryota, Metazoa, Nematoda, Chromadorea, Rhabditida, Aphelenchoididae. The record is from the annotation of a GenBank genome assembly.